AUGCGACCCCAAUCCACACUAUUGCAGUACUGUUUGACUGCAACGAUCGCCGUCUUCCUCCUUGCAUUUGACGGUGUAUCUCUCGCCAAUGCUGCGGAAAGUCGCAGCCAUGGCCCCGAAGUGGCGAGCCAGCCCAGCCUAGGCGAACAAGCCAUCGACGACGGAACUGGCUUCCCGGUCGCAUUGGGUUCUUUCAGCGGACUUGAGGUCCGUGAUAAUGCCGCGGAGGAUGGCGAGUUGGACUUGUUUAGACGCAAAUAUCCGACCAAUGCCAAAGCUCUCGGCAACAAUGAACUCCAAAAUGUCGAGAUAUCGGUUGGAGAGGUUCAGUACUAUUACAUUACCAAGGAGGUGGUCAAUUUGCAAUCAUCAUACAAGGGAAAAGGACUGCCCGCUUUUAUCAAUUCUCGGGGCUACGAGGAAUCUUCUAUCCCGGCGCAUCAAGAGCUUCGGAAACGUGACACAAAUCCUAUUUUCCUGUCUCUCACGACAUGCGGCAAACCCGAUUCAAAUGGGACAAGCGACCCUGGAUCAUUCCCCCAGCUGCAGCUCUGGUAUUCACUUUCAGACAUCGGGGGUUAUCUCAACACAACUCUAUACACAGAAAGCGACAUCUACCUCGCGGUAUCAGCAUCUAACUCAUCGCAAUGGUCUGGAAAGUACUCCUAUCAGCUUGCAGCCUCGGUUGAUGAAUUAUUUCAUUCUGUUCAAGUGGACAAUAAUCUACUCUUCGUCGAUGCCGACCAGUCUACCGCACUUCUGGUAACGAACAAUCUAACGGAGUCCAACAAAAGCAGUACGAAUUAUCAACAGUGGAUGAACAUCAAGCCGCCAUUCAUUCUGUUCGCUCACAAAACUGACAAUACUGCACUUGUCGGAUUGGAAAGAUCAUACUGUGCAUUGAACGAUCUGUCGCAAGUCGGCCGCAUCAGCAACUCGACCGAGGUUGGCAUGACAAGCCGAGGCCUUGGAAACUUUCCCAAGGAACAGUUCUAUCUCGACGGCCUGUCUUCUAACUCUAUCUAUAACGGAAUCCUAGCAAUGGAUGGCAAUGGUACCAAAUCGGGCACAGGCGUCGUCGGCGGUGGAGGUCAAGUUUACGCCGCUAUGAAUUUCACGACCAAGAUAGAUGACAACUGUGCGGUCUUAUUCAACCUCAGCUUCUGUGACGAAGUCGCAUACGCCGUCCCGUCCCGUCCAAGCAUGAACGUCAGUGCCUUGAGAGACAUCUACGAUGAUUACGCCUACAAAUACUGGGGAAAUUUCCAAAAGUCUCUCCAGCAGAUUCAAUGCAACACCUCCCAAGAAUCAAUGUUCUCCAUGGCCACGGAUUGCGAUAAAUGUGCCAAGUCAUAUAAACAAUGGCUUUGCAGCGUCACCAUCCCACGGUGCGAGGAUUUCAGCAAUGACGCUUCCUACCUCAAGGUUCGCAAUGCCGGACAGGCCUUCAUCAAUGGUACUUCAUUACCAGCCGAUAGCCCUUAUCGGAAGUCGGUGUCAACGAAUAAUUCGCGCAACGCAUUGAUCGACGAGAAGAUCAAGCCGGGGCCUUACAAAGAGGUUCUACCGUGCCAGGACAUCUGCCAUGAUCUCGUGCGGAAUUGUCCCGCGGCUCUUGGGUUCGCGUGUCCGGAGGGGAAAUAUAUGAAUGAGUCCUAUGGUUAUCGCGAUUCAAGAGGUCUGGUUACUUGCAGUUACCUGGGCGCUGCGUACUACCUGAGUGUAGCCUCAAGGGCUGGAGUUUGGGGUAGCGUCUAUCUGCUUUCCGCAAUGUGGGGAAUCUGGUGGGCCCUCUGA
Messenger RNA from Penicillium manginii, 1797 nucleotides. Its product is annotated as MID1 family protein. The record is from RefSeq and is a predicted model, not a curated record. Gene Ontology annotation, molecular function: calcium channel activity. Bases 1 to 1797 code for a protein of 598 amino acids. NCBI's taxonomy places the organism in Eukaryota, Fungi, Ascomycota, Eurotiomycetes, Eurotiales, Aspergillaceae. Gene Ontology annotation, biological process: calcium ion import across plasma membrane. The transcript has 3 exons.